Molecule: messenger RNA, 837 nt
Organism: Penicillium roqueforti
Lineage: Eukaryota; Fungi; Ascomycota; Eurotiomycetes; Eurotiales; Aspergillaceae
Exons: 5
Coding region: 1-837 (278 amino acids)
Source: RefSeq, a predicted model, not a curated record
AUGCCCCGAAAAGCCUCAUAUUCUUCGCAGAAAUCCAUGUCUUCGGCGCCUGUAUCGUCGUAUCCGAUGGGUACACAUUUGUCUCCAGGAUCUUCGAGUUCCUCUUUGGAUUCCUCGCCAACAUCAGAAUUUCCGACCCCCAUAUCCCCGUCUUCAGACUUACUUAAGGAUCCUUCCCUCUUGUUGAAACAGGUAUACCAGGAUGCCAAAGAAUGUCUGAGACUAGAACAAAAGGAUGAGUUCUGGGCACUUCUAGCCAAAACCGAACAACAACAUGGGCAGAUAUCACUCCCUCUCCCAAAGGUCCCCAUUGGGAAAAUGACCCGAAAGGAAGUAAAAGUCGCUUUUCGCCUAACGCCAAACCCAACAGACCAGGCCCCGUGGUUGCAUCCCCCUCCAGGAGCCCCUCUCCCACAGUGUGCUCUCGAAAUCGGACGUGCGGAUUACACUUUGUGGUACGGAGAAACCCGUGCGAUGUCAGAAAAGGCGAUUAACCUGGUUAUCGUUGAGGCCAAGAAGAAGGGUAUGGUGAGCGCUGGGGAGGCCCAACUCCUUGGCUACAUGGGUAUCGUUCACCAAGAACGUAAGACCCUGAGAAAGGUCAAUACAGUUGUCUACGGCAUGGCUAGUGAUGGAGAUGAGUUUCAUUUUCACCAAAUAAACAAUGACAGCGAGUGGACAACCGUUUCCCACCGAGCCCUCGGAAGAAACUACGGUAAGGUAGUUGAUCUCUUGACCUACAUUAUGCAAGAGGUCAUCUCUCUCCCCCCCUUCGUGUCUAAGGACGUUUCAGCAGAGGAUGACCCUAUGACGGACGUUGGGAUUAUUCUAGUGUAG